Molecule: messenger RNA, 10139 nt
Organism: Amphiprion ocellaris (clown anemonefish)
Lineage: Eukaryota; Metazoa; Chordata; Actinopteri; Pomacentridae
Gene: cep192
Product: centrosomal protein 192
Exons: 52
Coding region: 296-8710 (2804 amino acids)
Biological process (GO): centriole replication; centrosome-templated microtubule nucleation; centrosome duplication
Cellular component (GO): cytoplasm; centriole; pericentriolar material
Molecular function (GO): protein kinase binding
Source: RefSeq, a predicted model, not a curated record
CGCUGAGGCGGGCUUCCUGUGGUUUCUGGGCGCUGCUUGCUGCUUCGAACUGUUGCACGGUUUGUUUGAUAUUUCAGAUUUAGAAGUAAAAAUGGAAAACGCUGGUCUUUGGAAACUUACAUUCGGAACGUAACUACAUGUUGCAACGCCUGCAAACCAGUUUUCAUCGACUAAAGCCAAGUUGGAGCAGAACAGAAGUCUCGGCCCGCUUCUGCAGUGUUGAAUAUAUUACAGAUGGUGUUCACCUGAACUAAAAUCAAGCCACAUUUGGCAGUCACCCUACUCCAUUCAAAACAUGGCAGACAGUUUUUACAAGUUGGAGGAUGAAGCCUUCCCAAGUUUCCUCUGCAAAUCCCUGGACAGCACCAGCGGCCGUGCCACACUGGGGAAUGUGACAUUGGGUUCAGGCCCGGGACUGCCAGUGGCUGCUUCUACAGUUGCUAAAAUUAGACCUGGGUCUGACAACAGAGGAGAUUCUGUUGAGGCAUCAUAUCUGGAGGGCAGAGAGCUGCAGCAGACCAACCCACAGUCAUCUGUUGGAGAACAGCCUAAGUUUGCCCUAAGCUUCAAAGAUGACUUGGACAAUGCAGAUGACUUCAUUGCAGCCCACCGUUUUUCAGACAUGCUGGUGAAGAUUAAUCUGGAUGAGUGUACAUCCAGAAACCAAGGCUCCAUGCUGGGCCCUCUUCCCACCCAGGCAGGCUCAGUCAACGGCCGGCCCACAGAACUUGGAACAGAUCUGUCAACAGGACUUUUGACCUUUGCCCAGUUUGGACAUAAGGAUAGUACAGAUAUAAAGUCCAUGGAGCCAUCUCAGGUCUUACCAGCUCCAGUUGAGGACAACCAUGUCCAGAGUGACGGAAUGGACAGUGAUCAUUUUAGUGGCAGUAACUCAAGCUUCCUGGCAAAUGAGAAGCUCAUGUCUGUGGACAGCAUGAACAGUGAUAUCACAGAUGAUGAUAUUGAUUUAAACAACCUGCCUGAUGAUGAGCUGGAGCUGUACUUCAAUAAACUGGUCCCUCCUGCCAUGCAGAGAGGCAGAGUUGAGGGUCAGGAGAUUCCUGCAACAGAAGUGGCGGGUGCUGCUGAUGACCGAUCAAACCCUAUUUCUGCCGAGCCUGAACCUUACAGACACCAGUUUCUUGGUCAUUAUGAUCAGGAGGACUUCCGGAUGCCUGAUGUGCGCCUGGCUGCUACAGGAAUGGACUCCUGUCCAGCCAGUGACGAGGACACCGAGGAUGAGCUGGAAUCUGCAAGAAGGACCAGUAAUGCUUCUAGGACACGGUUGCUGCCAAGCAUGUCCAGACAGCUGGUCGGAGAAAGUAACCGUCCAAGUUUCAGACCUGGCUUAGAAGGGGGCAGUUCGGAUGACGAGGGUUCCAGUGGCCACGGUGGUCCAUUUCUGUCUGGCAUUGAACACAGACGAUCUGCUGAAGGACAAGUCAUCAAUCCUCCUGUCACAGGUGAUGGAGGAGGUGGAGAUGGGAGCAGUGGCAGUGAGGAAAGUGGAAAUGAUGGAGGAGUGUCCACCAUUCCCCUUCCAGCGACUAACAUCCAGACCACUUAUGAUGCGCUUCGUGGUCUGGGGAUUGUGGGUAGCAGUGCUGUUGGUGAAGAUGGGGAUGAUGAUCUGAAUAGUCUGCUUGGACAUGGAAGGAACAGCCUUACCAGACACACUGAGAUGGGGGACCGGGUUGGUCCUGUUGGAACAGGUGAGGCCAGCUCCUCUUUGGGAACAUCUGGUGGAUCUCAGAGACUUACUCCUGUAAACUGGAGCAUGGUAUUGGACCGACAGGAGGUACUGGAUGCCAUGGAGAGCACAGACUCUGGGCCGACAGUUGACCGACUGUUGGACUCAGUCUACCUGAGGAGUGGAGCUGGACUGAGGAGACUUCAGGAUUCAGCAAACAUAACCGCUUCUAACCUUCAAGGCACCCAGGGGAGUUUUCAUCUCUCCCAGGCGCUGCUUCCAGGGUGUGAUGACAACGAUGAUGAUGGAGUCGAUGAGCCUGAUGGUGCGAGGCCCUCCUUAGGCUUGAGAGGAGGACCCUGUGGUGAUGUGACUGCUGCUGAGGCCUCAGACAGUACCAGUGAGGAUGACCACAACCCCCUUUCCACUUCCCUGGAAGCCAAAUAUUUCUCCCAGAGCCUCCUCCAGGAACAAGAAGAUUCUGAUGAUGGGUGGAAUCACUGCCCUGACAACGUGGAGCUGGAAUUUCAACAAGGUGCCAGUCAUGGUGUGGUGUACCAGAAUGAGAAUGGGCAGUGGGUGACAGACCUGGCAUAUUACUCCUCCUUUGAGAAAGAAGUUAAUGGGAAAGCAUUGGAGAAUGCUAGCCAGUUUGAAACAGAGGACUUUGUUUCUGCCAGUGAUGCUAUUGAAAGGAUAGUGAAGGAUCAAGAAGAAUUUGAAAAGGAGCACCAGUUCAUGCAGGAGGAGAAGAUUGAACCAGCCAGCAGCAACAGCACCUUUCAGAGUGACUCAUCCUGGAAGCUCCCUGCCAAUGGCAACAUCUUAAUGAGGGCUUCCCAGGUCUCGUCAGAGUUUAAGCAGGAAGAUGAAAGCUACCUGCGACUCUCCUUGGGGCAGUUUUUUGGGCAACGCUCUGAAGCCCUGGGUUGUUUGGGCAUCAAUGAAGUGGAUGUGGAUGCGGUUAAACGGCCAUCCUUUGGCUACAUUAUUACCUCUCCAGAGAAGAGGGAACCAUUUCCUCUGAUUCACUCCUCAGAGUUUAGAGACAACUCUCCCCACAGUGAAACCAUGGAACUCAGUGAAGCAGACAAAACGCUCAAUCCAGAGGACCUAGAUAAAACGCUUGAAGCUCCAUCUGAAAGACUGUUAUCAAAAGGCGAUACUGAUCCAGUACCUUGUCACCAAGAGGACCAUCCUGUUAGUGCUGCACUGCCUGACAGCAAUGAAGGCUCAGGCUCCGAGUCAUCCCUGGCUAACCAAAGCUGUGUGUCCCCUGACAUUAAUGCCAGUAAUCUGAUGCUUAGCAUCAGUACAAUUUCUUCAGCCAUUGCUAAUGCAUCCAUCAGCACUGACCCAUCACAGUUAGCCGCCAUGAUCAUGGAGCUGUCAAAGAAGAGUAAGGUGAGGAAUCGUCCAACAUCUGCAAGGCUUGUCGGUCCCACUUCAGCUGAAGAGGUCCUUUCUGAGCCAAAUAAGGGCACCGUUUUAGACACACUGCAGAGAAGCACAUAUGUUGGAGAGAUGAGUGCCUUUGACAUGGAGAAAUACCUGAAAAAGACUGAUGUGUCUGGCAGCAGUGAUUCCUAUGGGGCACACACUACCUUUGACUUGAGUGGUUGGGUUGACAAUCUGAGCAGUUCUCAGAGGAACCCUCACGCAGGAUAUCCUGAGAAACAGGGGAACGCAGCUCAGCAAGUGGACAGUGAGACUACACAGUUUCCUACAAGUACCAAAGUUAAGGAGAAAGACAGAGAGGGAGAGAUGACAUUGACAAACCAAAGCUCAUCUGCAAUGCAGCUUUCUGGUGCAUUAUCACCUCCUAACAGUGUUGACUCAAAAAGGAGCUCUAUUCCUCAUCAUCAUCCUUCUUUCAGCUCUGCCAGAAGGUCUGUGGGCUCAGGGCAACCUUCCACACACAAGCCUCCUGCAGACGCAACGGGAUCUUGUGAUAAAACUUGUGCUUUGUCAACCAGUACUUAUGGUUCCUUAGGCGGGACCUCUGAAAAAAAUGGAAUCAGGCUGGGCGAAGUGAAUCCACAAGCAUCCAACAUUAGCUCUUCAGAAACCUCACAUAAGACUGAUAAAAACUUAUCCUCAACCACCCCAGGCUGGAGGAAAGGGCAGUCAGGCCUCCCUGGCCUUAAAGGUUCCUCUCCCCAGACCCAGAGGCUGACUAAUGCAGACCACCAGCAGCAGGACAGACCCAGUGAUUCUCCAGAGAAGAAACCACUGCCUAGGAAUACCCCUGUGGCUCCACUACCUCAUAGCUCAGUGGAGAACGCUGGCUUCUCCUGUCAAAACAUCCAGCCUCCAUUACACCCUGUAUCUGAACUGCAGAAAGAUUGUUCUGAGCCGUGUGCGGAGGAGACACAGUGUAACUUCAGACCGUCCACCUCUCCUCUUACCCACUCCUCUCCAAGUCAGACCUCUGUUCCCAGUGCUGAGGGUGUAUUUUCACCUUCGUCAUCCAGUGGAGGCCUGGCAGACAGACGUCCGGGUCUUGAACUCUCCCCUCAGUCUAUUUGUUCCAGUCCCAGUCUCAGUAGGCUUACAUACAUCUCAAUGCAUGAUGGCACUGUUGUACCUACACCUGAGAGGCAAAAGAAUAACCGUACCAUGGCACUGAGCACCACCAUCAUCAGAUUCAGUCCAACCCCACCUGUGGAACCUGAUGAACAGUCUAACCUGGAUGUUCUUGGCCUGGCCAGAAACCUUGAUCAGGUUCAACCACAGCAUUCUAAAAGUCUGGACCCACUACCAGCGCAGCAGAGUAAAAGCCCAGAGCCCCGUAGUGGUUCUGCUCUGAGCUGUACCCGCAGCCAGAGUGAGUGUAACUACCACUGCACUGGGGACAGAGUUGGUGACAUUUCAGCAGGUUGCAAAAACCACAGGCACCUCUCUGAGUCAAAUGUAAGGCAACUCACUAAAGUGGACUCAGGCUACUGCAGUAAUCUGAACAUUCAGCAAAAUAGCAACUCUGCAGCUCCCCUCAGCUCCCAGCAGUGGGGCACCGCUAGCUCAGUGUCGUCGUCCGUGUAUGCCGGUGGCCUCGGCAUGCUUCCGCCCUACUUGGCGGACAGACUUCACUAUGUGCCCAUCCACAGUUUUAAGUCUCAGUGUCCUGGAAUGAUUGACCUUCCCCACCAAGGAGAUAUGCAGUCCCUCCUCACUGGACGCUCCCUUUUUAACUCCCAGCUGCCUCAGCAGUAUUUGGGACCUGAAGCACAGCUGCAUCCUAGUGUUUAUCAUGUGGGAGCCACAGGAAACGAUCUCUACAGUGUGACCUCCACAGGCAUACUGAACAAUGAUCUAACAGUGAGACACCUUCACCCCAAUUUAGGUCCUCCAGGAAUUUCCGGGGCUGCUGGUUCCCAUCACCUCCCCAGACCACAUCAGAGCCAACAGGAAGUGGGAAUGAUGGGGAAAGCCUACAGUCAGUAUGGUGUGGAGCCUAUGGGGACAAAUGGUCUUGAGGAACUGAGAGGCCAAGUGGUGGUGCCAGAGGAACUUCGGUUCCCUCAUGCCUGCUGUGUGGGCAUCGCCUCGCAGACCUCCCUCAGCCUCUUUAACCCUUCUGAGAGAUGGCAGCAAGUGUCAAUCACUGUCACCAGCCUUUCCAUUGAUGGAGAGAAGGUGGACAGUUUGCCUUAUCAGUGGCUGAUGGUGAAGAACAAGACAAUCAUUGGCCCCAAGAGUACAGAGGAGCAGAAAGUGUUGUUCAUCCCUCCCCAGGCUGGUGUCUACCAGUGCAUCCUCAGUGUUUACUCUUGGCCUGCAGCUGCUGAGACAGAGGUGGCUGCCAGGGCGAACAUCUUUGCCAGAAGGGUGGCACUUGUCGCUAUAGCUGAGAACCCUUCUCUAGAGAUUGAAGUUUCCAAAUCUGGCUGUUUGGAUUUUGGAGACCUUCCAGGAGGCAGCGCCAAAUCUCUUCCUGUGAAAGUGCUCAACAGGACUCAUGCCACAGUACCCAUCCGUCUGGUCAUCAGUGCAAAUGCUACAGCAUGGCGGUGCUUCACCUUCUCUAAACACCCUGUUACCAUGACAUCUGAGGGCGCACAGCAGGCUGGACACAUGACCCCAGUGUCCUCUCCUUUGGUGAUGAAUCAUGUGAUGCAUGCCAGCUACGGCGAGAAUCCAGAAAGCUUCAUGGUCUGGGUUCAUUUCAAGGCCCCUCAGAAGUACACAGUCUCUUCAGGGGAGCUUGGUCCGGCUGACGAGUACAGUGCUCGAGUGGACAUUGAAGUGGACUGCCCUGGUCCGAGUCAUGUGAUCAGGAGUAUUCCACUCAGAGCCAGGUCUGGAACUGCAAGGGUCCAUGCUCCUAAAGAUCUGCAGACCGUUAGCCUGUCUGCUCCACUGGGGAAAUCUAGUCAACAGACGUUGCCAUUAAAGAAUGCGGGAAACAUUGAUGUGCAGCUAAAACUCAAGAGCAGUGAGGCUGAGAACAGUUUUUCUGUGACACCUGAUGAACUGUUCCUAGGAGUGGGAGAGGAACAAGGCAUUGUGGUGUCUUUCAAAGCAAAGGGCAACAGGAAAUCUAGAGAAAGCCUUCUCACCAUCUUGGUGCUACCAUCAGGACCACAGUAUGAAGUAAUUCUGAAAGGAGAAGUAAUCCCUGAAGACUCUGGAAAACGUGCACUUCCUGCUGCUGCUGCUGUCUGUGGCCCUGGUCUGACCAAUGACGUCCCACCAAUCCUCUCUAAUAAACAGUUCGUAGCCUGGGGAGGGGUCACCCUGGGACGAGCUGUCCAACAGAAGCUGGUUCUAAGGAACAACUCGACCGACGCUUCACAGCAGCUGCGCUUGCUCAUUCGUGGUCAAGACCAGGACUGUUUUCAGCUCCAGAGUAUGUUCAGUCCUGAAGAGCGAUUGACCCGGCAUGGAGAACUGUCCAUUCGUCCCAAAGAGGAUGUUACCGUCCAUCUGCUCUUUGCUCCCACCAGGGUGGCCUGCAUGUUGGCCAAGCUGGAGAUCAAACAGUCUGGAGUUCGGCCUUCACAACCAGGGGUCAAAUUCACCAUUCCACUGUCUGGCUACGGUGGUACCAGCAACAUCAUCCUGGAGGAGCAGAGGAAACAGGCAGAUGGCUACGUGGCUACACUGACCGACAUUGCUGCUGGUCGCAUCAGCAAAGUUUGUCUGUGUGUGAGAAACACUGGUUCUAGAGCAGCUUUCAUCAAAGCUGUGGCCUUCUCUGAUGUGCAGACACGAUCGGUUAUGGAGCCCUCCAUCAUCAGCCUCGCCCCUUCACAGUUUGUACUGAAGGAAAGGACACAAGAGGUGAUCACUGUGCUAAUGAAGUCCACCCAAAGAGAGCAGAGCCUGUGUGAGUCGGCCAAUGCCCUGUUGGCUACAGUCUGUCUGUUCUGUGGAGAUGAGGUCUCCAGGCAGCAGUACAGAAGAUUGCUUCAGAGCAAACCAGAAGUUGUGCGGAAAGCUCUGUCUGAGAACAGUCUGCUGAAAAACAUAGACUUCAAUGAAAAGUUCCUUGGAGAAGAAAAUGUUACAGAGACCUACGACCUUCCCCAGCGGCCCAAUGAGGCUCACAUCUUCUAUGGCAACAUGAGUAAGGUGGUGGUGUCAUUGCUGGGAAGUACAAACAGCAGAGACUGUGAGGAGAGCGAGCGUUCUGAGCUGCUCCUGCCCUCCACCAGACACAGCUCAGAAACAGAUAGUGGUUCAACAAAUGGCAAUGCGUCUCUGGAUGUGCUGCCAGUGAAGGGUCCCCAGGGUCCAGCACUGAGAGUGGCAGAGCCUUCCUUAAAGGUUUCAGAACCAUUACACAGGCAGCCUGAGUCCUGGACCAUCCACCCAGAACAGCUCGUCCUUGCUGCUCCCACCAUCACUGGUGCAUCCACCACUAGUCACGUUCAGAUCCGGAACAGCACUUCCAGAGAGCUCAACUUUGAUUUGUCCUGGCCCGCUCACUGCCUCACCAUCACCCCACAGCAUGGAGUUAUCGAGCCUCAGUGCCACCUGCAGAUUUUGGUCAGCCCCAACCCCUCACUAGCAACCAAACCUGCCCUGCUGCCAUGGAGCGGACAGAUUUAUGUUCAGUGUGACGGUCGACAGAAGUUUAUAAAGGUUCAGAUACGACGGGACCUAGCUUUGGAUGUGUCUGCAGCCCCAGCAGAUUCUACUCUGUCAGCCCUGCCUCCUCAAGCUGCUACUCCCGUGCUGCCUGUGGCCAGGCUCACCAAGCCUUUGCUAACACCCCAGACACCUCUGGACCUGCUGGAGAUCAGCAACAAGACAAUCAUCUUCCCCACCACUCCCUCAGGGGAAUCAUCUGAGGCCCAGCUGGAGGUACAGAAUGGGGAAGUAGAAGUGAGGUGGUACCUCUCAUCAUUUGCCCCACCAUAUGUCAAGGGGGUUGAUAACACUGGAGACGUUUACCGGGCCACCUACACAGCUUUCAGAUGUUCCAGGGUCUCAGGAACCCUGGGAGCCCAUGAGAAGAUGCAGGUGCCCAUUAGCUUCCUGCCCAGGGACCGCGGUGACUAUGCUCAGUUCUGGGACUUGGAGUGCCAUCCUGUGUCUGAGCCCCAGCAGAAAACCAGAAUCCGCUUCCAACUCUGUGGCACUGGCGUCAGGUCUGGACCAAUGGAAGGACCAGAGGAGGGAGACUGCUCAUUGGUGAAGACAGAGGCUCCAUUCAAGACCAGGAAGAGAGCCGAUGCCUCAGCAGUGAAAACCAGCCAGGAGGAGGCUGUGUGGAGGGGUGUGCAUUCUCCACAGGAUCUGUACACCUUCCCAGCCACACGGGUGGGUGAGUCCAGCACUCUGAAGGUCAGCUUCCGCAACAACUCGUCCGACACGCAUGAGCUGAAAUUUGUAAACCCUAGGGAGCCCUUCCACAUCAAGCAUUCCAAAUACUCCCUGAGAUCACAGCACUAUCUGAAGCUACCCGUCCAGUUCAAGCCCAGCACUGCAGGCAGACACGCUGGCUUGCUGCUCAUCCAGUCAGAAACAAGUGGAAAUCUUGUUAUUCAGCUGACCGGUGAGGCACUGCCUUGAAUUCACCAUCUACCAUCCUACGCCACCUCCUCAUGCUGCCUGGUUUUGGGUGGAUGCUCUUCUCUCUACUAUUCAUCAUGGGACAGAUGAGAGCAACAGAGAAGAAAAGACAAACUGCUAGGGAUGAAAUGAAAGCAACCCCGGAUUGAAAUUCUUCCUAGUUGUCAUAUUUGGAGAUGUGGACUGAGACUGUGCAGCCAACACAACCCCACAUGCCUCUGGAGAAGGCGCAGGUGUCCUCAGCAGGCCCAUGAAAAAUGACUGUGCCUGUUUGUGCUUGAAGCCGAAUGAUUUAAGUCCGACUGGCUCUCAAUUAAUCUGCACUGCUCUGAAAUUUCAGAGAGCUAAUGAUUUUUGUCACUUGACUCUGGAUCUGGUAUUUGUUUUGUCCCUGAGUCAUGUCACAAGGCAGCAGUGUUGUUGCCGUGGCCCCUGUCACACUGUAGCAGCACCAGUUGAGAUACAUUGGGGAUUACUUGGAGUUGGUCACACAGGAAUGCCUUUGUCUGUUGUUUGGUAAUAUGGCUGCUGGGAUUUUGUUUUGGGAAAAGCAACACUGUGGCCUUUUUGCCGUGUUACAUAGUAGAACUCUGACAAAGAAGGCUUUUGUCUCCAAACCUGAUGUGAUGCAGUCAUUUCUGUCAUUAACUCCUGAUUGUAAAAAUGACCACAAGAGAUUUAAGGAUUCUGUUUUUCUGGAGUCACUUAAUUUUAAAAUUACUAUUCGAGGUCUGUCUACAUUUCAGAAGGUUUUCCUCAUCGUCUGUACUGGUGCAGUUUCUAUGGAGAUGGCUCCUCAUCAUGCAGAGCCCACCUGCACAGUGGCCUUUGUCAGCACCAUGUGUUGACUUCCCAGCAACCUCCAAGAAUUGUUCCAAACAGUCCAGAUGUGCUUAAUUUAGUCAUGAUCAGGGCAGCUCACGGCAACAUUAGGAUGGUUAAUGAUUGUUAUUACAUGCUAAAAGAGUUUCCUCUGGUGGGGUUUUUGUUCGGCACUUUGCCAGGCCUGCUUAGUAUGGUUACCAUGGCAAAACUGUGUUAAUCACUGUUCCAGUCGCAGAAAAUUAGCUCCCCAUUUCCUCUUUUGGCUCUGGGGCAAAUGGCCAAAAUUGCUUGGGGGCAUUGGAUCCACUUUCAUAAUCAGUUUUGGAAGUGGAUCGGCACAGGGAAAUGUAUGUAAACUUCAUCAAGGAUGUGUUGUUAACCUGUUAGAUGGCACACGUGUGACAACACACUGGGAAAAACACUAGUGUUUAGCAUUAUUUUUCUGAUUGUAUGGCAAGUUUUCAUAUGAAGGCAGUAUGCCGUCAUCGGUAGCUCUCAACCAUCCUGACACAUUUGGUUUUACAAUUUGCACAUGCUUUAAAUAGUAUAUUAUGUAAUAUAUUGUUGUAUGUACACAUUUUAAAUAAAGUUUUGUGAUAAAUAA